Molecule: messenger RNA, 2628 nt
Organism: Penaeus monodon (black tiger shrimp)
Lineage: Eukaryota; Metazoa; Arthropoda; Malacostraca; Decapoda; Penaeidae
Product: replication factor C subunit 1-like
Exons: 17
Coding region: 1-2628 (875 amino acids)
Biological process (GO): DNA replication
Cellular component (GO): nucleus
Molecular function (GO): DNA binding
Source: RefSeq, a predicted model, not a curated record
AUGAGUACUGUGCAAGGAACUCCUUCAUUCACAGGGGACAAGCCCCGUACACCCCUUGUUAGCACUUUGUGCCAAAUUAGAGAAAGCACAACAUUAAGAACUCUGGCUUGUGAUGGGUUGUGGACUUGCUCUCUGAGUGGUGACAUGCAGAGGAAGGCAGUGUCCAUUUCCCUCUAUCUUUGUGCAUCGCUCUUAGUAACAUUAACCGAGAGUAUUGGUGCUUAUGGUGUGACUCCUCCUCCUGAGACCAAAUCCACUCCUGAUAAUCCACAAGCAGUGUCAAAUGAAUCACAGGCCUUUCUAACCCAGGGUCCUGUCCCCGGACACCCACCCAAUUGCUCAAAUAUCAUAGAUGAAAAGUGUUCUGUUAUUCUAGCCAUAACAUGCAAAUUUUACCUUGUACUAUAUGGCUUUGUGAAACUGAAGUAUACCCCAAAAAUAAGACACAUCCCUAAAACCCUCCUUCCCUCACACAUCUACUCCUCAUCUCCCACAAAAAAUAGUGCAAUAUUCAAACUGUUCAACUGUUUGAAGAACUUUAUAGUUGAAGGCUUCUUGCAAAUGAGUACACUAUCAGGAAAUCAGAUAUUAGAAACUAUUUGCCCGAGUUGGGGCAAAGAAGCCAGAAAAGGGCCAUCCACCCAAGGGAAAGAGGGCAAAAGAAAAGCUGUUGUCAUUGACUCAGAUGAGGAAGAUCCCCUUCCUUCCCCCAAUAAGAAGAGAGUUUUAGCUUCUGACUCUGAUGAUGAUAUCUUCUGUGUGACUAAAAAUAAAAAACAAAUCAAGAAAGAAGAGCCAGCAGCAUUACCCAAACCAACCCACCCCAAAAUUAAAACCUGUGGCUCCUUCAGAUUUUUUGGAACUUCACCAUUGAUCAGAAAAAGAGGAGAGGAAACCAGCAGAGACAGCAGUAUAGAUGAUAACAGUGAUGAUGACUUCGAGAAAACUCUGGAGCAGCUUGACAGGCAGCAGCAGCAUGCAUCCAAGAGACCAAAACAGGAGACCAAGUCUCCCUCAGGGAAGGAGACAAAGCCAAAGCCAAAUGAAAAUAGCCCUCCAAAUAAGGACAGUCCUAAGGGAGGUCUAGCAAGUAAAUUGUCAGCUAAACUAAAAGAGAGCACUGAUAUAAAAGCGAUAAAGGAUGAGAAAACAACACCGCAAAAAGAUAAGGAAAAAUUGCAUAGCCAUGAAAAAAAAAAAAAAUACAAAGCUGAGAAGCAUGAAGAUGUACAAUCUCCAAAUGAGAAGGAUAAGAAUAUAAUUGCAGAGAAAAAGGAGAGAAUAAGUCCCAAGAAGGAGAAAAUUACACCUAAGAAAGAGAAAGGCAAUCCAUCAGACAAAGAAGCAUUAUCAGUAGUGAAAAAGAAAACCCCUAAAAAGAGUGAGACAAGUGAAAGUGAAGAAGUUGGAUCCACCCCCCAGCCAGAGGAAAAGAAGAAAAAUUCAAAGGCAGCUUAUCUUAAGUUUUUGCAGAGAUCUGGGCCCAGUAAUCCAGGCAGCAAAGAGAUUCCUGAGGGGGAGCCAGACUGUCUGCAAGGCCUUGUGUUUGUGCUUAGUGGUGUAUAUGAAAGUCUGGAUAGGGAGGAAGCCUCAGAGUUAAUUAAAAGACAUGGUGGCAAAGUCACAACGUCUGUCAGCCGCAAUACAUCCUAUCUUGUCUUGGGUAAUGAAGCUGGGGAAAGCAAAAUAAAGAAGGCAGAACAAUUAGGCACAAAACAUUUGGAUGAAGAUGGAUUAUUAGACCUCAUUCGUACACGCCCAGGAAAAGGAUCUAUGGAGAAAACUCCCAAGGAAGAAACACCUUGCAAACUUAAAGCAUUUGCAAAAGAAAGUAAAGGAAGUGCACUUGAGAAAUCUUGGCCCCCCCAGGAGUUGGUGAUUAGGCUUUUGUGUUCAGAAUAUGCUUGCCAAAGGAUUUGCUUAAGUCUUUGCGAUGGGUUUGGGAUGUACGGGCAUGCCAUGGCAUGGGGGACCAUUGCCGGGCAUAUACCAAUCAUAACAAUGUGUAAUGACAGGAAUCACCCUAAAAUUCGUUCAUUAGCCAAUCAUUGUUUUGACCUCAGAUUCUACAAACCAAGGAUUGAGCAAAUCAGGGGGCCAAUGAUGUCUAUAUGCUUCCGUGAGGGUAUCCAAAUUAAACCUGAUGCCCUCGAUCAGAUAAUCAUUGGAUCAAACCAGGACAUAAGGCAGAUCCUUCACCAUCUAUCUAUGUGGUCAGCCAAUGAAAAAAAUCUGCAAGUUGGUGAUAUGAAGCGAGAAGCAGAAAAAGCCAAGAAAGACAUGAAAAUGGGUCCAUGGGAUGUCUGUAAAAAAGUAUUUUCAGAGGCUGACCACAAAACAAUGAGUCUCUAUGAUAAGUCUGACCUGUUCUUCCAUGAUUAUUCCAUUGCACCCCUUUUUGUUCAAGAAAAUUAUCCAAAAGCUGUUCCACAUAUUGCCAGGUGUGUUGACAUUCCAGUUUUAGAGAACAUGUGUCUUGAUUUGACAAAAAUAAAAAUGGUUAAAGGAAACUGCCUUAUGUCCUGGUUGGGUCCAAUGAUUAUUUUGAUCGAGGGGCCUCAGGUUUUUUUUGGUACCCUCACGGAAGCAUAUAGACCCUCAUUGGGGCCCCCGAAACCAGUAAUUUAA